AUGUUGGGUCGUAUUUUGGGUGGUAUUGCCACUUCUCUCCUAUUUUCAGCUUUUGAAUCAUGGCUUGUGGCUGAACACAACAAGGAUGCUCAAAAGAUUGUGUCUAGGGAUCCCCACUUGUCAUCAAACUUUUCCCUUUCGUCAUAUUGUCAUUUUGUUUUUCUUGUUCUUUUCUGCUGCCUUCCUUUGAUACUUUCUGACCUGGCGAUGAAGGACUUGAACCGUCAAGCUGUGGUUCUUUCUUUGUCAUCCGUUUUUGGAUGUAGAGGAUUUGAUCAACAAUGGCUCUCAAUAACUUUCUCCCAAUAUUUCUCAGCAAUGGUCUCGUUGCUAUUGUGUCCCGGGUUGUUCGGAAAUCUGCUAGUUGAUACCAUGAGUCUUGGGCCUGUGUCCCCCUUUGACGCCACUGCAUGCUUUCUUGCCAUUGGCAUGGCAGUUAUACCAUCAUCGUGGGGUGAGAACUAUGGUGACCCUUCAGAGAACAAGGACUUGCUUACCCAGUUCAACGGUGCUGCUGUGGCCUUGCUUCAAAGGUAG
Molecule: messenger RNA, 537 nt
Organism: Ilex paraguariensis (yerba mate)
Lineage: Eukaryota; Viridiplantae; Streptophyta; Magnoliopsida; Aquifoliales; Aquifoliaceae
Source: the annotation of a GenBank genome assembly